AUGCGUUCGACCGAUUCCUCUCCCCGACGGAGAGCGCUUCAUGAGCGCACACCAUCUCAUACCAACGAGUGCUCCCUGCCUGCAUCCAUGCGAGCCGUCAGCGACAGAUACCCGGAGCAGGAGGAACGUGAUGUCUACUCAGCCACGCCGUAUCCGACUAAGCCGGAACAAAUUCUUCCUCCACGACCUGGGAAAGGGCAUGAGUUCGUCCCAGACUCCCGCUUCCAAAUCGACGAAGGACCAAGUACAUGCACCGGGACCUACUCUACGGAUAACAGUGGCAUUGCCGACAGCAGUUUGAUUGAUCCCUCAAUAGGUGAUUGGGACCUCUCCUCGACUUUUGAUGCCGGCAACACGCCACCGCAGUUGUGGGAGGAUGAUCCCGGCUCAAGCAAAACUUCCUUCCCGGACUCGGAGCUGCUUGACCACGAACGAGUCGGCGUUCGACAAGUUAGUGCCGCGACUGCUGUUUAUUCGGAUGAAGAAUCCAUUCUCCCUCAAAACGCGCCAACCAUCAAGACCGUUCCUCAUGAUUCUGUCUCUCGCCAGCCUUCUGGUUCAGUGAAUGCCCCGUCAAGUAAUACAAGCCCCAACAUUAUCCCUAUAGGACCGCCAUCCAGCCCUAACUACGUUUCCCUGGACACCUCGAGCCUCAAUUUCGUACGGAUUGGUGCCUCGUCUAACCCGGAUUCUGGCUCCCGAUCGAAUUCGGUAUCCUCGUUGAACUCGCUGGGAACUGUCAUUCGAUAUGCAGACGCCGCACCUUGGACCCAUGGUUCCUCGUCCGAGCUAGGGCCUUCGCGCUCGGGCUCUCAAUCCUUUCGCUCCAGUCCCCCACAUCAGGUUCCCUCAAUGGGGUCAAUGUCAACCCGGCCCAGUGUUAGGGCUAGGAGCCAUUCUCGUUCCGCCACAUCGUCUUCGGGCAGCGGCCCGCGCUCCGAGAUACGGCAAGCUGUGGCUGAUAGUGGCUUGUUUAUCCAAUAUCCGACUUUAAGAGCACCUUCGUCAUCCGGCUCAAGGGUUGAGAACGGAUCAAACUCGGCAGGCUCGUCUGAGGAUAAUCUACAUGAACCGACUGUGGAUUAUGCAUCGGAUCGGUUCAGAUCUCACCUCUCUACCGUAACGUCCCGGUGGUCGGCCGAAAACAACUCUGGUUUUGCUUCUCCCUCGGGCAGUAACUCGAGGACUGUAUCACAGGAUCUUACGCCUCCCCCCGCGGCGCUGACCCGUCAAAGACUCACUUCAUCUUCGAUAUGGAUGGUGAACGAGUCGGAAGAUGACGAGUUCCUGGACAGCGUUGCUAGCUUACCGCCGCGUCCCACAAACCCUGGCGUUCCCAAUAGCCAAUCUUCAAGCUCAAGAAGCAGCAGCGUGCGGAGCAAUCAGCGUCCCGGCACGAGCUCUAGCCUUGUCACAAACGCCAUUCCUACGUGGGCCAAAUUUUAUUAUAGGGCUGAAGAAGAGGCCGGGAAUUCUACACUAGCUCUGGUGGAGGAAGUCAACCGCCCGGCUCCAGUCCGACCUCCAACUUCCAACUCCAGUUAUAUUCAGCGCUUCACCAGCGUUGUGACCCGGGCUAGGACCUUCACAAACGAGACUCGAGGCAGCUCUAAACCGCAACCUGUUGCAGAUGCCCGAGACCCUCGAAGCCACUGGGCGAAAAAAUCCGAGGCUUCUAUAUCAAGGACUGCAUCGUCUCUUCACCGACUGCGACAGAGUUGGUCGCCUCACCUGUUUCCUGAUAAACGCGGUGUUGCCGCGAAAUCGAGCGUUUGGCGUGCACCAUCCCUUGAUUCUCGGACUGAACCGAUCCUUGGGCGGCGAAACAUCCAAGUUUGGUCCUUUUGUUUGGGAUUCAUCUGUCCCCUCACGUGGCUUAUCGCCUCAUUUCUCCCCCUGCCAAAGCAACCGGAAAUGGUAAUUGAGGAAAGCUGCGGACCCGAGCUUGAGGCAACGCUCAAGAUGCGACUCCAUGACCUUGAGCGCAAGCGGUACUUGAAUGCUCGAUGGUGGAGAAACCUCAAUCGUUGGAUGAACCCUCUAGGGUUGGUGAUCGUUGCUAUCGUUAUCACACUGGCUGUUGUGGGAACCACAGUAGGCUUAUAA
This is a messenger RNA of Aspergillus mulundensis, 2106 nucleotides long. RefSeq names its product putative serine-rich protein. The record is from RefSeq and is a predicted model, not a curated record. The coding region runs from base 1 to 2106 and encodes 701 amino acids. Lineage: Eukaryota; Fungi; Ascomycota; Eurotiomycetes; Eurotiales; Aspergillaceae. The transcript is spliced from 3 exons.